Lingula anatina is the source of this 3678-nucleotide messenger RNA. RefSeq lists its product as uncharacterized. Lineage: Eukaryota; Metazoa; Brachiopoda; Lingulata; Lingulida; Lingulidae. The record is from RefSeq and is a predicted model, not a curated record.
UUGUAAUAAUAGGGGGGAGUUUUGUUCGUCAAAAGGGAGGAGAGUGUGACGAUGUAGUGUGUUGGUUGAGAUUAGUUUAUAUUGCUACCGGUAGAUGUCUCUAUAAGUGAAGUACAGUCCGGUGCGCAUGUCUGAAUCUCUCCCGUGAUUGGUAACUUAAAGGUAAAACUGUUCACUGUAUAGUUGGUUCUGAUUGGUAAACGUGUACUAUCUGAACUUGUAUAUAAAGGGUUGACUUGAAAUAAAUCGGUCUCUUUAGGGGCACCUUAUGGCUUCUUGUAGUGCGCCUUGGUCUUCCUUGGCUUUUACGGCUCCCUGUUGGUUCUUAGAAUUAGUGAAUUACACCAGUGUAUGACCAACAGAGUCAUGGCUGGAAUGAAUUUAUCAGGAAAGAAAAAAAAAAUUUUCCGUUUGGGCACAGCAACUUCUGUACGGUGAUCAAAGGUAAUUAAAUUAAUGUUGCAGUUUGUUUUACAUUUACAGUUGUAAUUUGUGCCUAAUUUGAUUUUUUGUAAUAAACUAAUGUUGGUAAUACCGCUAUCAAUAUCUAUCAUCUCCAGUUUGGGCAGCUAAGGCUAAAAAAAUAGUUCUUACAUUUUGCACCCUAGUUGGAAUUUAACACCCAAUCUUAACCUCAUUCUUAGAAUCCCUCAAUAAGCCACAAUAGGCACACCUGCCAGUGUUUGUUCAAUACAUAUAUGCUUACAUUUUUACUUCACUUUUUUUUUCAGAUGUCAUGAUAUCAAGAUAUGGCUGAACAGAGAAAGAAGUCUCGGACAGUAUCGUCAAUUAUCUGAAAUGGGCCCCCCCCCCCCAAAAAAAAACGGAGGUGGAAGAAAGUCCCAAUUGAAGAACUUGAACUAUUGUUUUGGCCUUGUGAUAGAUAUUGCUAGAAUACUUUACAGGUCAUAUUUGAAAAUGGGCUUCACUUCACUUUCAAUAUUAAAUUCAACAAAAACUCAACAUUGUGACUCAAUGUUGGAUCAACAUUGAAUUAAAUGUUGUGUGCCUGCUGGGAUAGAGUUGGCGGGUACAAUAUGUAUAAAUUGGGCAAAGUUCAGAACAUUCUGUAAAAAUUGAUAAUCUAUUCUCAGUUAGGGCAGUUGUUGGUGCGAGUUUCAUAAAGGACAGCUGGUACAAUUCACAAAUUGAUAUUUUGGCAAAUGGCAAGAUUGAUUACUCCUACUGCAAGUGCAAGGCAGGAGGGCAGGGAAAAUGCAAACAUGUUGCAGUCUUGUUUAGUCUGAAUGACAUGAGGCUGUCUGGGUUAUCUGAAAUCCCUGAAGAACUGGCCUGUUCACAAAAACUCAAGGAGUGGGGUAGAAGAAAAUGCAGUGUGACCGUCCCAGGAAAAUUUUCGGACUUGGACUUUGUAAGGUAUCAACCAGGCAAAGAUCCCAUCAGCAUAGGUCAUUCAAAAUGUAAAGGAGAAUAUGCUGUUCUCCCACCAACUAAGCAAUCCCUCCCCAAACCUAGACUGGAUAACUUUGUGAGCAGGGUGCCUGAAGGCUCAGUGAGGAAGUUGAUGUUGGCCGGUUUAUGGAGCAGUAGUGAGAAGUCAGUAAACCUUGUAGGUGCUCAUCCAGAACACAAAUUGAAUGUGCUCCAACCACAUCCACUGCAGAACAUCCGUAACAAGGUGUCAGAACAGAUACAAACUUGGGAUUUUGAAAGUAAAGAGUUCCAAGAAAUGCAGCUAAGUUUCACAUCGGUUGUCUGUGGAUGAAAUAAUCCAAAUAGAAAGUGAAACACGGAGCCAGGCAAACAGUAAGAACUGGUACAAACAUAGAAAAGGUAAAAUCAUCAGGUGAAUCUUUCAACAGAUGGCUAAAACUACUUAUAUAAAGAUACUUAAUUUACUUCAUGACAUUAUUUGAUGAUAAUAACACAUUAAUAUUAAAAGGAUGCAUGGUACUCAGAUAAGUAAUGUUUGAAUUGUACAGUUUAAGUUAUAUACUGUAAUUUUAAUGAACGGUUUGCACCUUUAAUAACUCAAGGCCAGGAUUUGGCAUGUUAAUUGUUUUUUAGGAUAAGUGGAAAUUUAAUGUAGUAUGUUUAUAACCAGUAAUUCCUUUAGGAAGUAAGAAAUCAGAAGACAGUGUAGCUGAAUCGAACACAGCUGAUAAGAUGAAUGAAACAAAUGGUGAGAAAUUCAGUUCAAAGUUCAUAUUAAUUAAUGGCGAUUGCCUCUUUGUGUACGUUGUACCGUGUCACUAAGUACACCCCCAACUUACGAAAUAUAGCUUGGGAAUGAAAAACGGUUAUCAAUUUUACUGCAAUUUUUAUCACCUCACAUGUAGGGUUAGAUGUUCCCUAACCACUGUCUUAAUUAAAAUGUCCAGGCCCCUCCUAAUAAAUCACAUUACCACAUAGAUCAAAGCUCAAGCAUAUCCAGGCUAAUUAUAAAACUUGAACAUUGACUGCUGAAAACCAGAUGCUGUAGGGAUAAUAGUAGAAGCCAUUUAGAAACACGUAGAACUUUAUCAUGGAAAGACUCAGGAAAUAAUAUAUCAUUUGUGUAUACCCCGUGAUAAAAGGUAUAAAGUAAACUCUUCAAGCCGAUAAAUGUCAAUUACAUUUUUGGACAUUGGCUUCCCAGCCAGGUGGGUUGCCAGAGUGGGCACUUUAAUUCAAUUACACAUGUGAUAGGGAAGACUUCCAGACUGAGCACUAAAUGGCUUCUACUACUGGACAAUAGGUUGAUAACUUAAACUGAUUGAUCAAGGUGAAUAAUAUAGUUACAAGGCAGAGGACCAUUCCUAAAUACAUUUGAGGUGAAUGUAUUUGUUAAUCAAAUAUAUUGCUUCUUGUUUAAUUGAGUUACCUAGUGUGACUCUAAACAGACUUCUUCAAACUUGACCUGUAAACUGAUUAUAUAAGUAUACAUCCUGAAAACAUUUAACCUGCACAUCUAUAUAAUUCAGGACACAUAAUGUUAUAUAACAACCUUAUAAACUUCUGGAAAUUAGAUUGAACUAAAUUGAGUUGCUCAUAUUUAUAGUUGCUAUUUCAAUGAAAAGUUCAGAAAACUGAAAAUUCAUUUAAGGCAUUAAAUUACAAGUAUGACAGCUAUAUGGCAAAAGCACUGCAGACCACUCGUCACAACAACUGCAAUGAACACGAGAAUGCCCAUUAGACGUAUCUUUCUUAACUAAGAAAUGACGGAAAGAAAGGGGGGAGGGGGUGAGGGUUAGAGGAGUGGAGGGGGUGGUAGACUGGCUUCAACAUGGCUGUGUUAGUAUGAGAUUAUCAACUGUCAAUCAUUUCAUAAUCACGUUCAUAAUACAGAUUGGCUGAGACUAAGGGAAGAGGGGGUAUAAAUACCACGUUUCAAACAAUGCUCUGGUAUCCUUCCAAAUACACCAUGGAGGCUAUUUGGGAGGAAAAUGCAGCAACGCUUGAGGAGUUGUGCGAGGAGCAAAUUUACACAAGUAUAAAUACGGAAAAUGUCAUUGACUUAAUGUCAAUGGCAAAUAGGAUGGGAUGCUGCAUCAUGCACGUCCCUUAGGGCGUGCUGCAUAAACUUUUGCGUGCAGAAUUACGCACGCAUCAGCAUGAAAACAUUAAAAACAUUAAUGGGGGAGCCAAUGCUGUGCAAGCUGGUCAUGGACCAGUUUGCAUACACCAUUUGUGACCUACAUGAAGAGGUAAGUUAACAAUUAAUUUAACUAAUCAUAU